AUGGAGACAUCUGUCCCAGCCCCUGCAGUGGAGAAGAAAGAAGCCAAGAGCGGCCUCUUGGAGGACGGCAGCUUCCUGGAUCCAGGGAAAAAGGCUUGUCCUCUGGCGGUGGCCGCAGCAGCGGCAGCUGUAGCUGCCCAAGGAGUUCCUCAGCAGCUCCUGCCGCCUUUCCACGCGCCUUUGCCGAUUGACAUGCGGCACCAGGAGGGACGGUACCAUUACGAUCCGCACUCAGUCCACGGUGUACACGGGCCUCCCACCCUGAGCGGCAGCCCUGUCAUCUCAGAUAUCUCCUUGAUCCGACUUUCUCCACACCCUGCCGGCCCCGGGGAAUCCCCCUUCAGUGCGCACCACCCCUACGUGAACCCCCAUAUGGAGCACUACCUCCGGUCUGUACACAGCAGCCCCACACUCUCAAUGAUCUCUGCAGCCAGGGGCCUCAGCCCUGCUGAUGUGGCCCACGAGCAUCUGAAAGAGAGAGGGCUAUUUGGUCUUGCUGCCCCAGCUACCAACCCUUCAGACUAUUACCACCAGAUGACCCUCAUGGCAAGCCACCCUACACCUUAUGGGGACCUGCUAAUGCAGAGUGGGGGUGCUGCCAGCGCACCCCAUCUCCAUGACUACCUCAAUCCUGUGGAUGCGUCGCGAUUCUCUAGCCCACGUGUGACCCCCCGCCUGAGCCGCAAGCGGGCGCUCUCCAUCUCCCCACUCUCAGAUGCCAGCCUCGACCUGCAGCGCAUGAUCCGGACCUCUCCCAACUCGCUGGUGGCUUACAUCAACAACUCCAGGAGCAGCUCGGCAGCCAGCGGCUCCUACGGACAUCUGUCGGCCGGUGCCCUCAGCCCAGCCUUUACCUUCCCCCACCCCAUCAACCCCGUGGCCUACCAGCAGAUCCUGAGCCAGCAGCGGGGCCUGGGCUCAGCCUUCGGACACACGCCACCCCUGAUCCAGCCUUCACCCACCUUCCUGGCCCAGCAGCCCAUGGCGCUCACCUCCAUCGGCACCAUGCCUACCCAGCUCAGCAGCAACAGCAGCAAUUGUCUAAAUGAUGCCAACCAGAACAAGCAGAGCAGCGAGUCUGCUGUGAGCAGCACCGUGAAUCCCAUCACCAUUCAUAAACGCAGCAAGGUCAAGACUGAGGCUGAGGGCCUGAGGCCAGCCUCCCCACUGGGACUGACGCAGGACCGGGUAGCCAGGUGUGGCUCAUGUGGAUGUGGUCUUCCCUCCUCCCAGGAACAGCUGGCCGAUCUCAAGGAAGACCUGGACAGGGACGACUGUAAGCAGGAGGCCGAGGUGGUCAUCUACGAGACCAACUGCCACUGGGCAGACUGCACAAAGGAGUACGACACGCAGGAGCAGCUGGUGCAUCAUAUCAACAACGAGCACAUCCACGGAGAGAAGAAGGAGUUCGUGUGCCGCUGGCAGGCCUGCACGAGAGAGCAGAAGCCCUUCAAGGCGCAGUACAUGCUGGUUGUCCACAUGCGCAGGCACACGGGUGAGAAGCCGCACAAGUGCACGUUCGAGGGUUGCUCCAAGGCCUACUCUCGCCUGGAGAACCUGAAGACACACCUGAGGUCCCACACGGGGGAGAAGCCAUACGUGUGUGAACACGAAGGCUGCAACAAGGCCUUCUCCAACGCCUCGGACCGUGCCAAACACCAGAACCGCACUCACUCCAAUGAGAAACCCUACAUCUGCAAGAUCCCAGGCUGCACCAAGAGGUACACAGACCCCAGCUCUCUCCGCAAGCAUGUGAAGACGGUCCAUGGGCCAGAUGCCCAUGUCACCAAGAAGCAACGCAAUGAUGUGCACCUCCGUGCUCCGCUGCUCAAGGAGAAUGGGGACAAUGAGGCCAGCGCCGAGCCGGGUGGCCGGGGAUCUGAGGACGGUGUGGAGGCCAGCAGCACCAGCCACACUGUGGAGGAUUGCCUACACAUCAAAGCCAUCAAGACGGAGAGCUCCGGGCUGUGUCAAUCCAGCCCCGGGGCCCAGUCAUCCUGCAGCAGCGAGCCCUCUCCCCUGGGCAGUGCCCCCAACAAUGACAGUGGCGUGGAGAUGCCGGGGACAGGGCCCGGGAGUCUGGGAGACCUGACAGCACUGGAUGACCCAUCUCCAGGAGCUGAUACCUCAGCCUUGGCUGCCCCCUCCACUGGCGGCCUGCAGCUGCGCAAACACAUGACCACCGUGCACCGCUUUGAGCAGUUGAAGAGAGAAAAACUCAAGUCACUCAAGGAUUCCUGCUCGUGGGCCGGCCCAGCUCCGCACACCCACAACACCAAGCUGCCUCCCCUCCCAGCAAAUGGUUCUGUUCUGGAAAGCUUCCACGGCACUGGGGGCGGUGGGCCAGCGGGGCUGCUGCCCAGCCAGCGGCUGCCAGAGCUGACCGAGGUAACGAUGCUGAGCCAGCUGCAGGAAAGAAGGGACAGCUCCACCAGCACCGUGAGCUCGGCCUACACCGUGAGCCGCCGCUCCUCCGGCAUCUCCCCGUACUUCUCCAGCCGGCGCUCCAGCGAGGCCUCACCUCUGGGUGCCGGCCGCCAGCACAAUGCCAGCUCAGCAGACUCCUAUGACCCCAUCUCCACAGAUGCCUCCCGGCGCUCCAGUGAGGCCAGCCAGUGCAGCGGUGGUGGCCCAGGGCUGCUCAACCUCACGCCUGCGCAGCAGUACAGCCUGCGUGCCAAGUACGCGGCGGCCACGGGCGGACCGCCACCCACCCCACUGCCGGGCCUCGAGCGCGUAAGCCUUCGCACCCGCCUGGCGCUACUGGAUGCUCCCGAACGUGCACUGCCCGGCGCCUGCCCACAUCCACUGGGGCCACGACGUGGCAGCGAUGGUCCUGCCUACGGCCACGGCCACGGCCACGGCUAUGUAGGCGCGGCUCCGGCCUUCCCGCACGAGGGGCCAGGUGGCAACAUGCGCCGGGCCAGCGAUCCGGUGCGGCGACCUGACCCCCUCAUUCUGCCUCGAGUACAGCGUUUCCACAGUACCCAUAACAUGAAUCCGGGUUCACUGCCACCCUGCACUGAUCGGCGAGGCCCGCAUCUGCAGAGCCACCCUAGUGUGGAUAGCAGCCUGACCCGCAGCACCUACUCCCCGAGACCCCCUAGCAUCAGUGAGAACGUGAUGAUGGAGGCCAUAGCUGCUGGAGUAGAUGGUACAGGGCUCGGAUCUGACCUGGGGCUGGUGGAAGAUGAGCUGGUGCUGCCAGAUGAUGUGGUACAGUACAUCAAGGCCCAUACCAGUGGUACCUUGGAUGGCAGCACCCGGCAGGGGUAUCCUACAGAAAGCACUGGUUUCCCUGAGAACUCUAAACUGCCCAGUCCUGGGCUGCAAGGCCACCGUAGGCUGGCGGCUGCCGACUCCAAUGUGGGCCCUUCUGCUCCUGGACUGGGGGGCUGCCAGGUGAACUACAGCCCCUCCUCCAACCUCAACAAGAGCAACAUGCCUGUGCAGUGGAAUGAGGUGAGUUCUGGCACCAUGGAUGCCCUGCCCAGUCAGGUGAAGCCACUUCCUUUUCCCCACAGCAACCUGGCUGUGGUUCAGCAGAAGCCAGCCUUUGGCCAGUACUCAGGAUAUAGCCCACAAGCCCUGCAGGCCAGCUCCGGAGGUCUAGACAGCACCCAGCCACACCUACAGCUUCGUGGAGCUCCCUCUGCCCCCAGAGGGAGCUACACGCAUCAGCCUCGACAGCCGGCCACAGGUGGCCAGUGCCUGAGUGUGACUGCCGCCAUGAGCCCUCAGGCCAACUACAGCCAAGCCCACCCCCAGCUGAGCCCGAACGUUGUCAGUGGACCCCUGAACCAGUUCUCUCCCUCCUGCGGCAAUAUGGCAGCCAAGCCCAGCCACCUGGGACUCCCACCACAAAUGGAAGUCGUCCCCACUGCCACCAUGAUGAGUGGCCAUCAACGGGAGCUUGGGAUUGCCAAUUCGUCCCUGGCUGGGGUGUCACAAGCUCAGGCAGUCCUGAGCUAUCCCCAGCAGGAAGGCUACCAACAGGGUCCCAACCUUCUCCCGUCCCAUCAGCCUAGUUUCAUGGAGUCCCAGCAGAGCACCGGCUUUGGCCUCAUGCAGCCUCGGCCGCCCCUUGAGCCCAGCACGGCUGGCCGUCAACGUGGAGUACGUGCCGGGCAACAGCAGUUGUAUGCCAGGACCGCUGGCCAAGCCAUGGUCACAUCGGCCAACCAAGAGACAGCAGAAGCUCUGCCCAAGGGAACAGCCGGGACCAUGGUCUCCCUGGCUCCUCAGCCGUCUCAGGACACAGGGCGGUCACAGGACCAGAACACGCUCUACUACUAUGGCCAGAUCCACAUGUAUGAACAGAAUGAAGGCUGCCCAGCCAUGCAGCCCCAGCCACCACAACCACAACCAUGCUCAGACAGUGUCCAGCCUCAGCCUCUGCCUUCACCAGGGGUCAACCAGGUGUCCAGCACUGUGGACUCCCAGCUCCUGGAGGCCCCCCAGAUUGACUUUGACGCCAUCAUGGAUGACGGCGAUCACUCCAGUCUGUUCUCCGGUGCACUGAGCCCCACCCUCCUCCACAAUCUCUCCCAGAAUUCCUCACGCCUCACCACACCCCGGAACUCCCUGACACUGCCCUCCAUCCCCGCGGGCAUCAGCAACAUGGCUGUGGGGGACAUGAGCUCCAUGCUCACCAGCCUGGCUGAAGAGAACAAGUUUUUGAAUAUGAUGACCUAAAGGCCCUGGCUCCUGGGGCAGAGC
Molecule: messenger RNA, 4719 nt
Organism: Peromyscus eremicus (cactus mouse)
Lineage: Eukaryota; Metazoa; Chordata; Mammalia; Rodentia; Cricetidae
Gene: Gli2
Product: GLI family zinc finger 2
Exons: 13
Coding region: 1-4695 (1564 amino acids)
Biological process (GO): regulation of transcription by RNA polymerase II; smoothened signaling pathway
Cellular component (GO): nucleus
Molecular function (GO): RNA polymerase II cis-regulatory region sequence-specific DNA binding; DNA-binding transcription factor activity, RNA polymerase II-specific
Source: RefSeq, a predicted model, not a curated record